ACCGCUCCCUCAGGCCUGAAUGUGGCUGCUGCCUCUGCGAAUGGACGGCGUGGGAGGAAGAAUGGCUUCUGCAAGGAAAGCCAGCUGUCCCAUGCGCGAUCUUUUUGGUGACUUCAGUGACACUUCCUUAGAAGAUUCAACAAUGGAAGAAAUCAGAAACUUCCAGAUCAGUAGAAAUCUUACCAAAACAGCACCUGGUCAUAGCAGAUUUCUAAAAAGAAACCAAACUCUAGGUGAGAAACACUUACUCCUGAAAGAGAACCCUGUACUGGGGAGUGGACCCAGCCUUGCCUCAAGUAGACCACCCACCACUGCCUCCAGGAUCCGAGCCAAUGCCGCACUCAUGAAGCUGGCCCAGCUGGAAACCCGGAUCAUGAAUCGGAAGCUGCAGAGGAAUUUGUCUGACACAGAAUCUGACUCAGUGACCACCAAUGCCAGUCUUCCAAAGAGAGCUGACAGAAUCCUCUCUGGGGGUGCAAUCGAACUUGCGUCCCAGAACACAGACAACUCUUCCCAGACUCAAGCCCGUCAACUUCCUGUCACCGAAAAUAAUGCACAGAACACAAAAGUCAGUAGGUUUCUAAAGAAGAAACAACCAUCUGUUGAAAACAUAUCCCCUGAAGCACCUGUUGGGAAAGAGAGGACUUUGCAAACCCCCAAACAGAAAGAACCUGCUAGAACAUUUGAUUCUCCAGACAGUGACGAAGAAGAAAUGAAAGUAUUGCUAGGAAGCUUGAUGGACUCUUCUAGAGAAAAAAAGACGAGUCAAGGCUUCAGCAGUGUUAACGUCAGUGAGGAAGAAGAAAGAAAACUAUUUUUGGUCCCAUCUCAGCCAAGAGCAUUUACUGUACCCAGUGUGGAACUCUCCAGCGCAAAGCCGUCUCAGACAUCACACCUGCCAACCUCCCUGGCAGCAGAGAGAACCCUUCACAGCGCUCGCUCAAGAGCAGACUCCCCACAGAGUCACGUUUCCGGUGACACCACCUCCCACACGCCGUCAGUUUCCAUCACAGGCGCCUUUUCAGAAUCAGCGUCUUUAAGAAUGGGGCACGUCAAGCUUGCAUCCUCCCCUGGAAGGAGUGAGGCUGAGCCAGUGGAUGAACCGGUCUCAGAAGAGUUUAGAAUAAAUAUUUUAUCGCUUGACGAUCUGUCUCCAGUUGUCAGUGAGAACUCCGAUUUGGAACAGGAAGAGGAAACUGCUCAGAGAGAGAAAACAGCUGGCAAAAUCUUCAGAGCUGAGGUGUCCGCUGGGGCGGAUGCCCCCAGGCAGGCCCAGGCGAGGAGCUGGGCAUCACAGGGAAAGGCCGCCUCUGCGGAGGGGGAUGAGAGCGAGGUCUCAGAGCAUCUCAGUGCCAGCUCAGCUCCUGCCAUCCAGCAGGACAGCACUUCCAGCACGCAGCCACCAUCUGAAGCCCCCAUGGUGAACACAGUCAGCUCAGCUUAUUCUGAGGAUUUUGAAAACUCUCCAAGUCUGAUGGCAUCUGAGCCAACCGCCCGUUCCAAGGAGUCUCUUGACAGAACACUGGACGCUCUGUCUGAAUCCUCUUCAAGUGUGAAGACAGACCUUCCACAAAUAGCCGAGUCUAGGAAAAAAUCGGGCAGGCACAUGACAAGGGUGCUUGUGAAGGACACAGCUGUGCAGACGCCAGACCCCACCUUUACCUACGAGUGGACCAAGGUGGCCGGUAUGGCAGCCAUGGGGCCUGCCCUGGGAGGUGCCUACGUGGAUCCGACACCCAUUGCCAAUCAUGUUAUCAGUGCGGAUGCAAUAGAAGCCCUGACCGCCUACAGCCCGGCCGUGCUGGCGCUCCAUGAUGUGCUGAAGCAGCAGCUGAGCCUGACGCAGCAGUUCAUCCAGGCCAGCAGGCACCUGCACGCCUCCCUCCUGCGCUCCCUGGACGCGGACUCCUUCCAAUACCACACCCUGGAGGAAGCCAAAGAGUACAUUAGGCGCCACAGACCUGCCCCGCUGACCAUGGAGGACGCCCUGGAGGAGGUGAACAAGGAGAUGUGAGCACCAGCAGGUGGAGCUUGAUGUGACAUCUAACAAAAGCAAAGCACUGCAGCAUCCCAGCGUUACCAGUGUGGCAGUUAAGACAGGAUCUUACGGCGGGGUGGGGCUCCUGGACCGUGACCGGCGUCGUCUUCCUGGGGAGUAUGACUUGGACCGGGACCGUGACUGGGACCGGGAGCGGCUUCUGGAGGAGCGCGACCUGCUCCGACUUCUGCAGGGAAGGGUGCCCAAUGGUCAGCAGCAGCCAGGCGUCAUGGGGAGGCCACAGGAAGAGGCCUCGGGCACUGCCCUCCUGCGGCAGCCUCUGCCUACCUGGAUCUGGAGCGGGAGUAGGAGCGGGAGCAGGAGCGCGACCUUGACCUUGAGUACGAGCCUGAAGACUUGGAGGAUCUUGAGUUGGAGCGGGAGGAAGAACGCCCUCGACUCUUGGAUCUGCUCCGAGACCUUGAGGGUCCACUGUGGGGAGAGGCCUGAUGAUCAGGUGCCCCCGUGGCAGCCCACCCUGGCCCUCAGGUUCCUGGACGACCCCAGAUGCAGGGGUGUGGCUGUGGAUGUGGUGCCAUAGCCACACAGCGGUAUCAAGUUCCUAAACAGUGUGGCCGAGCCUGCUGCUGUGUGAAUUCAGGCCGUGUGGAAAACACCGCCCCACAGGCACGGGCUGUGUAAGGGUGGACGUGCUGAGCGCGUCUGGGGUCUACUCUAAGCCCUCCCAUCGCAAGCUGUGGGCCCUGGCCGCCCGGCCGCUGCAGACAUCUGUGCUUUACCUGUUCCUCUUCUCCUGGCCUUUCCUCCGCCGGGCCCGCAUUUUUGCUCGGAAGAACUCAUAGAGGCCGUUCUGCUCCCAGCCUUCACUGUAAGACACGGCAUUCCCUGUGUGGCCACGUGACGCCCACUCACAGGAACUCGUGGAAAAGUCAUCAGGAGUUAAUCCACAGAACCUUGGAGAGUACAUGGCCCUGUGGCUGUGGGCUCCGAGCAUGGGUGCAGCGGACCUUGGCUCAGCGUUCCCACCGGGCUGUCCUCCUGCAGCCCAGUGGCUCCUCUGGUGCCCACGCCCUUGCCACCCUGCUGUUCCACUGAGGUGGUGGGGACUCAUGGUCUGUAGAACUGGGGAACAGGAACACUGACUCAUGGGUGGACAGGCCUGCAGCCUGGCACAGAAAGAAGGGGUGACCACGGGGAAGGGUGGGCUGACGGCCCUGUGGCGGCCAGCUGCUUGAGACGUGCCGCCAUACCACACCUUCCCUAAGUUCUUCUGAUGUGUCUCCAUUAAAAUGCCCUCCACUGAGGGCCACGUGUGUGCUGUG
This is a messenger RNA of Rhinopithecus roxellana (golden snub-nosed monkey), 3321 nucleotides long. RefSeq names its product chromosome 8 C19orf44 homolog (gene C8H19orf44). NCBI's taxonomy places the organism in Eukaryota, Metazoa, Chordata, Mammalia, Primates, Cercopithecidae. The record is from RefSeq and is a predicted model, not a curated record.